Topomyia yanbarensis is the source of this 814-nucleotide messenger RNA. RefSeq lists its product as uncharacterized. The coding region runs from base 137 to 592 and encodes 151 amino acids. The record is from RefSeq and is a predicted model, not a curated record. Gene Ontology annotation, molecular function: heme binding. Gene Ontology annotation, cellular component: intracellular membrane-bounded organelle; membrane. NCBI's taxonomy places the organism in Eukaryota, Metazoa, Arthropoda, Insecta, Diptera, Culicidae. The transcript is spliced from 2 exons.
CUCCGAAUGCCCAGAGAAACCCAUCAGUGGUGUUUUGACUUCGGAAGUGAAAACGUGUUCGCGAGUAGUCUCGCAAUAUUCUCUUUCGAAAAAAUAUAAAAAAGAAGAAAAAUAAACAACUUUUGGCAAAACAAAAAUGACCACCGUGGACACACAAAUUCCCAUCGCCACCGAGGUGGACGAUGCAACCGUUGCCACGACAGUCAGUGACCAGCAAAGCGCCAACUUUUUGCAACUCGCGAUGACGGCACUCAGACUAACCUCGACCCCUAGCAGCGAUCGGAACAGUGCACUACGCUUCAGAAAACAAAUUACGCUCGAUGAGGUGUCUUAUCACGACACACCUAACGAUUGCUGGAUUGUUCUGUUCGAUCGUGUCUACGACAUCACCGGCUUUCUAGAACUGCACCCCGGGGGACACGACGUACUGCUAGAGAAUGCCGGCCGGGAUGCCACAAUCGCCUUCAACGGGAGCGGCCAUUCAAAGGCUGCAUUCGCAUCGCUAAAAAUGUACGAGAUCGGAGAGCUUCCACUCAAGGAGUGUAUCUACAGAUGCACGGGGAUGCUGACCGCCACUCAUCUCCCCGAUUGAAGACUGACAACGUUGAGCUGAAACUAACUUUUUUUUCUACUAUUUAAGUGUAGUACCUCGACUGGAACUCGACAAGCAAUAGUGGUUUAUGCUAAGGACUGAGUCUGUUGGUAACAGAGCUUUAACCAAUGACAAUGCGUCGUAUUUCAGGGAUGCAGAAUACUACUAUUUUACGACAGUAUUGACAUCUUCUUAAUUUACGAGCUUAAUUUAUAACAUACU